Messenger RNA from Sipha flava (yellow sugarcane aphid), 734 nucleotides. RefSeq lists its product as uncharacterized. The transcript has a single exon. The record is from RefSeq and is a predicted model, not a curated record. The annotation marks the transcript as partial. NCBI's taxonomy places the organism in Eukaryota, Metazoa, Arthropoda, Insecta, Hemiptera, Aphididae. Gene Ontology annotation, molecular function: nucleic acid binding.
AUGGAAAGAAACGACAUAGUUGCACUACGUUGUACUUUUUUAAGAAAAAUUUGUACACUACGUGAACAAAAAGGCACCCGUCCUAUCGUGUACUUGGAUGAAACGAGUAUUAACCAAAACCACAGCAGGCAAAAUGAUGAAGAGACCGCUGGAUUAAAAGUUCCUACGGGCAAAGGAGGGCGUCUCAUUAUUUGUCACGCUGGAUCUGCGAAGUAUGGUUUUGUUAAUGAUUCAAAAUUAAUUUUUCGAGCAAAUGUUGGCAACUUUGAAAGCGACUACCAUACGUCUAUGAAUGCUGAUGUAUUUAGAAAUUGGUUUAUUUUAAUGUUGAACCACCUCGAAGAGCCAUCAGUCAUCGUCAUGGACAAUGCGUCGUACCACUCAAUGCUGAUGGACAAUUUUCCCAAAAGCAAUAGCCGGAAAGCCUUUAUUGAAGAAUGGCUGAAAAAUAAAAAUGUUAAUUUUUCACCACAAGAACGGCUGUCCGAAUUACGUGAGCGAGUAAAAAAACUGGUUCCAACGUAUAAACGGUACGAGCUGGACGAGAUAGCACUUCAAAUGGGUCACGAAGUCAUAAGGUUACCUCCCUACCAUUGUCAGUACAACCCUAUUGAGUUGAUUUGGGCACAGGUUAAAGCGGAGGUAGCCAAAAAGAACAAUUCAUUUAAGAUGGCAGAUGUCGAAAAAUUGGCACACGCGGCUAUUGAUGCAGUAACACAAAACGACUGGGAAAA